This is a messenger RNA of Erigeron canadensis, 770 nucleotides long. RefSeq names its product FK506-binding protein 2-like. The transcript has 6 exons. Gene Ontology annotation, biological process: protein peptidyl-prolyl isomerization. The record is from RefSeq and is a predicted model, not a curated record. Gene Ontology annotation, molecular function: peptidyl-prolyl cis-trans isomerase activity. Bases 16 to 582 code for a protein of 188 amino acids. Lineage: Eukaryota; Viridiplantae; Streptophyta; Magnoliopsida; Asterales; Asteraceae.
CAUACGUAUGAUGACAUGGCAACACAUGAUUGGAUGAUCCGCGUCACCAGAUUUCCAAUGACACUUUUGGUAAAUUCACAUAAACACACACGGGAUCUCUUUCACUCGAGACAUCAUCAAUUCCUGAACAACUCUACAAUGAAGAAAUACUGUCUGUUAAUUCUUCUAAUUACCGCAACAAUCGUUUCAGCUAAGAAGGCAAGUGGUGUUACUGAAUUACAGAUUGGCGUUAAGCACAAGCCAGCAUCUUGUGAAAUCCAAGCACACAAAGGUGACAGGAUUAAAGUUCAUUACAGGGGAAAACUUACUGAUGGAACUGUUUUCGAUUCUAGCUUUGAGAGGGGAGACCCAAUUGAAUUCGAGCUUGGUAGUGGUCAGGUGAUUAAAGGUUGGGACCAAGGACUACUAGGAAUGUGCGUUGGGGAGAAGCGUAAGUUGAAGAUACCUUCAAAGAUGGGUUAUGGAGAUCAGGGCUCACCACCUACUAUUCCAGGCGGGGCCACACUUAUCUUUGAUACAGAGCUUGUUGCGGUCAAUGGCAAAGGAUCAGGUGCAGGAGACACCGAUAACAGUGAGCUAUGAUGAGAAGAAACCUAAUCAUAAUACUUUCUGCUUGUUUGGAUAACCGAUAAUGGUAGAUAAUUCUUAGAUUUGAUAUUUCAAUUUUAUAUGUUAAACUUCCCUCAACAUUUCUAGUAUCUUCUGAGAUUGUACACCUUUCUUUUGAAGACAUUUAGAGCGAAUUGACACAUUAUCUCACUUGUGGUUUA